CUUUGCAGAGUAACUUCAUCAAGAACCUUUCUCUUAACGAUGACUAACACGGAUUUGAAGGCUUUGGAGUUGCUUUUCCAACGUCCAUUGGAGCCAGUGUUUACCACUCGUGACCAGGGCAAAACGGUCUUGGAAUUACCCGAUAGUUUCUAUACGGAUCGGUAUCGUAAUGAUGCGGACGAUGUGUCCAAUCGUUUUUCCCAGAAUGUGGAAUUGAAAAUUCCAAUUCAAGAGUUGGCCAGGAAACCGAAUCUCGACUUUGCCAAGAAACUUAGUCUGAAGAAUCAAUUUUCCUUGUUUAAUAGUAAUCAUCAGGAUAUUGCUGGCAAGUUGAUUCAAUUGUUUUUGGAUGCACCCAAUCUAAAGCAAUUCGUUUCACUGGCUGCCUUCACCAAGGAUCGUUUAAAUCCAGUGCUCUUUCAAUAUGCUUAUGCCGUGGCUAUAGCUCAUCGUGAGGAUACUCGAGAGGUGCCAAUUACCAAUAUUUCGCAAGUGUUUCCGGGUAAUUUCGUAGAGCCAUCGGCUCUGAAGGAUGCUCGUCAGGAGGCCUCAGUUAUUGCUGAUACUGGAAAUCGUGUUCACGUGGAUAUUCCACGUAAUUAUACGGCCUCCGAUCGUGAGGAUGAGCAACGUUUGGCCUAUUUCCGUGAGGAUAUUGGCGUGAAUAGCCAUCAUUGGCACUGGCAUUUGGUAUAUCCCGCCUCAGGCCCUGUGGCAGUGGUCAACAAGGAUCGUCGUGGUGAAUUGUUCUACUAUAUGCAUCAUCAGAUAUUGGCUCGCUAUAAUACGGAACGUUUCUGCAAUAAUCUUAAACGUGUCCAGCCGCUAAGCAAUCUGCGUGGCGAAAUUCCCGAAGGUUAUUUCCCUAAGAUUCUCUCAAGUGUGAAUAAUCGGACAUAUCCAUCUCGUAUUUCGAAUCAAUUAUUGCGGGAUGUGGAUCGUCCGGAUGCUAGCAUUGAGAUUGCAGAAGUUGAACGUUGGCGUGAUCGUGUCUUGGCUUCCAUUGAUCAAGGAUUUGUGGAGAAUUCGUCGGGUCAACGCAUACCCCUCGAUGAGGUCACUGGCAUUGAUAUUUUGGGUAAUCUAAUUGAGGCCUCAUCCACGUUGUCGAUAAACAGUCAGUACUAUGGCAAUUUGCACAAUCAGGGCCAUACGAUCAUCUCGUUUGCUCAUGAUCCCGAUUUUCGCCAUUUGGAGGAGUUUGGCGUAAUGGGCGAUGUUACCACUGCUAUGCGUGAUCCGGUCUUCUACAGAUGGCACACUUUCGUCGAUAACAUCUUCAAUAAGUUUAAAACUUUGCUAGAUCCGUAUAAUGCCAGUCAAUUGGGAUUCGAUGGCGUCAGUGUGGAUUAUGUUGAAGCUAAGCUUGGUGCAUCCAAUGCCCAGGCAAAUACUCUUUUGACCUACUGGCAAAAAUCCAGUGCGGAUUUGGCUGCUGGCUUGGAUUUCGGUCCAUCUGCUGAUGGCAACAUCUUUGCCUCAUUCACCCACUUGCAGAAUGCUCCAUUUACCUAUACCUUCAAUGUCACCAAUAAUGGACCAAAGAGGACUGGAACUUGCCGUAUUUUCAUUUGCCCCAAGGUAGAUGAACGUAACCAACCCCUGAGACUGGAGGAGCAGCGUCUUUUGGCCAUUGAGAUGGACAAGUUUACUUGCGAAUUGCUACCCGGUGAGAAUACCAUCCGACGUGAGUCUAGCGAUUCCUCUGUGGCCAUUCCAUUCGAACGCUCUUUCCGUCCCAUUGGCGCUGCCUAUCAGCCAAAGGGAGCCGAUGAAUUGGCCCGUUUCCGUUUCUGCGGCUGUGGCUGGCCACAGCAUCUCCUUUUGCCCAAGGGUAAACCUCAAGGCAUGCUAUUCGAUUUGUUUGUCAUGAUUUCCGACUACUCCCAAGAUGCUGUCCAGCAACCAACUAACACUCCCAACGAUGCCUGCAGCACUGCCUAUUCCUUCUGUGGCCUCAAGGAUAAACUGUAUCCCGAUAAACGCACCAUGGGCUUCCCCUUCGACAGACGUUUGCCAAAUGCAAGUCUAGCCGAACUGACUGGUGCCUUCUCGAAUAUGGCCAAGACCGAUUUGAAGAUUGUAUUCAGCGAUCGCAUAGUUGACAAGGCUUAAAAAAUUAAGAAAAUUACAUAAAAAUCUUGAUGACCAAUGAAUUCCGUAAACCCAUAAUUCUGUACAUCUAUUAAUACCACUUUUUAUUUACCAUUUUACAAAAUAUAACUGAA
Molecule: messenger RNA, 2228 nt
Organism: Drosophila willistoni
Lineage: Eukaryota; Metazoa; Arthropoda; Insecta; Diptera; Drosophilidae
Product: phenoloxidase 2
Exons: 5
Coding region: 40-2115 (691 amino acids)
Molecular function (GO): oxidoreductase activity
Source: RefSeq, a predicted model, not a curated record